Messenger RNA from Ctenocephalides felis (cat flea), 1957 nucleotides. RefSeq names its product vacuolar protein sorting-associated protein 33A-like. The coding region runs from base 27 to 1871 and encodes 614 amino acids. Gene Ontology annotation, biological process: vesicle-mediated transport; intracellular protein transport. NCBI's taxonomy places the organism in Eukaryota, Metazoa, Arthropoda, Insecta, Siphonaptera, Pulicidae. Gene Ontology annotation, cellular component: CORVET complex; lysosome. The transcript is spliced from 10 exons. The record is from RefSeq and is a predicted model, not a curated record.
UAAAAAGUAAAAAUUAAAAUAUUACGAUGUCUUCAUAUUUAUCCGGAGGAAGGCUUAAUAUAGCCUAUUUACAAGAAACAUAUAGAAACGAGUUGUUAUCUUUGCUUGAUGCAUGUGAUGGCAAAAAAGUAAUUAUUUGGGAUGAAUCAUUGGCUGGUCCAGUGGGUUUAGUGGCUAAAUAUUCAAUGCUACGUGAUGUAGAAAAAAUGUAUCAUUUAAGAAAGGAUGUAUUUCCCAAUAUUUCUGAUAGACAAGUACGGCAUGUUAUUUUUAUUACAAGACCAAAUGAGGAGAUGAUGGAUAUAAUAGCAAUGAACAUAUUAAAGAACGAUAGAGAGAAUUUGAAUGGUUCGUUAUUAAGAGAAUUUCAUUUAUUUUUUGUUCCUAGAAAAAGUAUUUUAUGUAUAGAGCGUCUUAAAAAUAAAGGAGUUUAUGGAAGUCUCACAAAUGUUUUUGAAUUUAAAUGCCAUUUAUUUCCUUUGGAUAAUGAUUUAGUUUCAAUGGAACUGCCAUGUUCAUUUAGGGAAUUAUAUCUUGAGAAUGAUCCAACUUGUAUCCACCAAUCUGCACUAGCUCUUAUGUCUCUCCAGAGAAUGUUUGGACAAUUUAAUAAAAUAUGUGGGAAAGGUCAAUAUGCUAAUCAGGCAUGUUAUUCAAAACUACAAUUAAUGACGCACUUGAAAAGAAUGACAAAAUUGGAAGAAUUUUCUCAAACAAAGUCCUCUAUUGAUCAAUUACUAAUUAUUGAAAGAUCAACCGAUCUCAUAAGUCCUCUAAUUACUCAACUUACAUAUGAAGGGCUUAUAGAUGAGUUUUAUGGGAUUUCAAAUAACACAGCUUCUUUUCCUGCUCAGAAAUUUCAUUCUGAUCAAAAUGAUAACUCCGCACAAAAUUUAAAUGUAGACACAAAGUUAAUUGUGUUAAACUCGGCUGAUGAACUAUUCUCUGAAUUAAGAGACAAAAAUUUCAAUGCUGUAGGGUCAGCUUUAUCAAAACAAGCUAGAUCCAUUGCAUCCCAAUUCGAAGAAAGGCAUAAAGAUAAAUCUGUUCAAGAAAUUAAACAAUUUGUUGCAAAACUACCUGACAUGCUUGCAAGUAAACAAGCUUUGGCUACACAUACUGCAAUUGCAGAAUAUAUUAAAGAAGAAACAGAUUCGUUCAAUUUUAUGGAUACUUUACAAUGUGAGCAGGAAUUUUUAAGCUGCAUCGAUACUGAAAAACCGAAUCCAUACGUGGAAGAUCUUAUAGCACAGUCAAAAAAGUUAAUUAAAGUUCUUCGUUUGCUAUGUUUGCAGUCUUUAACUGGUUCAGGAUUAAAACAGAAAGUUCUAGAAUAUUAUAAACGAGAACUAGUACAUGUUUAUGGUAUAAAUACAUUUCUCACUCUAAACAAUUUGGAAAAAUGUGGGUUGUUGAGAAUGCAAACGGGAUCAAGGCAGUAUGCAGUUCUCAGAAAAACAUUACGACUAACAAUGCAGGAUACAUCAGAACUCACACCUACUGAUAUUAGUUAUGUCCAUAGUAUCUAUGCACCUCUUUCAAUAAGAUUAGUAGAGCAUAUAGUUCGAAAUAAAAAUUGGCUAAGUUUACAAGAUACAAUAGGCGUUCUACCUGGUCCUCUAUUUGAGGAGCAAAUUUCUUCAGUGCCAUCUCAAGUUCGCAGAGAAUCUAUUCAAUCAGAAAAUUCACAAAGUGAUUCUUCAAGAGUAAUAUUAGUAUUCUUCUUGGGAGGCUGCACAUAUGCAGAAAUAUCAGCUUUGAGAUUUUUAUCACAACAGGAAGAAAACAAUGUAGAGUUUGUGAUAGCAACAACAAAAAUAAUUAAUGGCAAUAAUUUAAUAGAAUCAUUAAUGCAACCUUUACCUGAAUGAUCUAUGUUUUUUGAAAGUUCUUGGUAUUGAUAAUGCUUGGAGUAUAAGAGAAUCAAGAAAAUUAUCAUUAUUAUAAUUGGAAAUUU